Messenger RNA from Patiria miniata (bat star), 2870 nucleotides. RefSeq names its product pumilio homolog 3-like (gene pum3). The record is from RefSeq and is a predicted model, not a curated record. NCBI's taxonomy places the organism in Eukaryota, Metazoa, Echinodermata, Asteroidea, Valvatida, Asterinidae. Gene Ontology annotation, biological process: regulation of translation. Gene Ontology annotation, cellular component: nucleolus. The transcript is spliced from 16 exons. The coding region runs from base 164 to 2146 and encodes 660 amino acids. Gene Ontology annotation, molecular function: mRNA binding.
GCUGGCGCUUUACAAUGUGCAUCGCAGCGCCAUGUGACGAAUGUGUGCGUGAUUCUGUCUGCAAAUCUUUGAUCAUAGUACUAAACGAGAGUUCUCCUGUUCACGUUCAGGUGCUGUUCUGGAACUUUGGAAGGGAGAACAUUUAAUUCAAAGAGAGAGAAGCAUGGGUAAACCGAAGAUGAAAUCUGUUUCUUCACCGAAAGUGGCUUCCUACCCGCCAAAAACAGUCGUCUCCAAGAAAGCUGGCAAAAUAUCAAAACCUGUCGGCAAACAAGGCGCCAAACUGCAGAAGAAGCAAAGCGGAGGCCCAAAGAACGCUAAGAAGCCCCAGAAACUUCCCACUGACAAAGAGAAUUCCUUGGAUAAAAGUAAAAAUAGUGAGAAGAAGGUGGCCAAAUUCUCACACAGCGUUAAGAAAACGGCAGUAAACAGGGGUGUCAAGAGAAAAAGUGAUAGUGACAAUAAAGGUGAUGAUGGAGGUACUAAGAAACCAAAACUGGAGGAGUUGAGUUUCAAAGACAGGAAGAUAGAACGGCAAAAGCAGAAGAGCAAUUACGAGCUGACGCAGCGAGCCAAAGUCAUCUGGAAUACUGUCCGAGUGAAAAAAUGCAGCAAUGAGAAGAGAUGCAAGCUGCUCACAGAGCUGUGUGGACUGAUCAAAGGCAAAGUAUUCGAGCUGUUGACAGCUCAUGACACAGUCAGGGUCAUCCAGUGCUGUCUGCAGUUUGGAAGCGAGAAACAGAGACAGGAAAUCUUUGAUGAGGUCAAAGAUUCUGAGAAAAUCCUGCAGUUGGUGAAAGGCAAGUACUCCAAGCACUUUGUCAUGAAGAUGCUGCGCUACGGCAGCAAGGAGCACCGUUCCUACAUCAUGACCUGCUUCUAUGGGCAGGUCAGUAAACUCGUCAGGCAUCGGGAGGCGGCUGAAGUCUUGGAGUUGGCUUACAACAACCACGCUAAUGCUAAGCAACGAUCGGCCAUGCUGGAGGAGUUUUACGGCCCUCGCUUCGCUAUCUUCAAGGAGGAAGGCAUCCACACACUUGAAGACAUCUUGGAAAAACAACCGGACAAGAAGCAAGGAAUCAUGGAAAACAUGCUGAAGAUGCUCAGUCAAGUCGUUGAAAAGACAGUGGUGAAGCAUUCCAUCAUACACAAAGCGCUGUUGGAUUUCUUGGUUCACGCACCAACCAAGAUGAAAACAGAAUUGAUAGAAGGCAUGCGGGACAUCGUGGUUCAGAUCUUACACACUCACGAUGGGGCCAGGGCAGCAAUGCAUUGCCUGUGGUAUGGUACAGCCAAGGAUCGGAAAGCCAUCAUCAAAUCUUUCAAGACAUUUGUUCUGAAGAUAUGCAAAGAGGAGUUCGGUCACCUAGUGCUGCUGGCCAUGUUUGACUGCGUGGACGACACGUUACUGGUUCGAAAGGUCAUCAUUGACGAAAUGAUGAAAUCCAUCUCGGAGAUCGCAGAGGAUCCGUACGGACGUAAGGUGCUACUCUAUCUUCUAUCGGCAAGGAAUUCGACUCACUUUCAUCCCCAGGUGGUGCAGAUAUUACAGAAAGGAGACGGCAAUCCUACAAGCAAAAAAGAUGCGCAGCUGAGAAGACAGGAGUUAUUAGCAGCAGCCUCGGGUCCAUUGCUGAGCUACGUCAGCGAGAAUGCCAAGGAAUUGGCUUACAGUAAAUCCAGCUGCCUUCUGAUGAUUGCAGUACUCACACAUGCUAAAGGUGACAAGGUAGAGGGAUACCAGGCAAUUGCCUCGCUAGCUGCUGCAGAGUUUAUACCAGCCCUGGCAGGUGAUGGCGAGGACCAGCUAAAUGAGGUUCAUAUCAUUGAGCAUCCAGCGGGUCAUUUGGUCAUCAGAAAGCUCCUGCAACACCAGAAAACGAUGCUGGAAAAUGCCACAGAAGGUACUGAUGAGAGUGAGCAACUGUUUUCUGACAUUCUUCUGGAUGCUGUUGAAGAGCACAGUCUCCAGGCCUGGACAAGGGCCAACAGGGGAGCCUUGGUCCUAGCAAGCCUUCUUGACUGUGGUCGAGCCGAAUCCAGACAGCGCGCCAUCAACGCCUUGAAACCAGUCUUGAAGAAUCUCUCCAAAAUCAACACCAAAGGAAUGCAAGUCCUCAAGGAGAAACUGCAAACAAAGAAAUGAAAUGACCAAAAACGAACAUUAUGAGCAACAUCCUCAACUGCUCAAGAACCAACAAUGCAGAUGAUCAUCAAGGCAAAAUGUUUCAUCCUGUCGAUGAUGAAUCUCUGUGCUGUAGAUCCAAGGCCCACAAUAAUGAACUUGGUUUGGUCAAAAUGCAGAAUUUUUUAUUCCAGAUACGUACUUGAGAAACAUUUUUUGUCCUUUUGAGGAAGUACAACGUUACGCAUUAUAUUUUCACUUCUAUAUCCACAUGAUACAGUUUUUCAUUCCAAAAGUGGUCAAUCUUAUCUUUUCUAUAAUCUUUAAAAUAACCUAUUUCACAGAAAUUAUUUUUGAGGAUACAUGUAUUAUCAUAUCUGGGAAAUUAUACUUUGCAGUCAAAUUAAUUAUUUAAAAUAUAUACCGGUAGUGACAGACUGUUUGCAUCAAAUUUUGUGCAAGUGGCAGAUGAUUUUUGCCAAACUUCUGGGGUUAACUCUCUGCAGUCAUUCACGGAAAAAAAUCAUUAUUUUAAUGUCCCUGUCAGAAUUUUUUUUUCUGCUCCACAGAUCGUCACUAUGUAUUUUUUUUUUUAAAUCGUAUCAGGAAUCUCUGUAAAUUGAAUUUCAAUAAUGUAUACUCUCAAGGUUGUUUGCUUUUGGAUAACAAACUUCAGAAAAAUGUGGCUCUCGAAAUAUGAUUUUUAAUAAAUCAUUGAACAUUCAUCGAGCGCUUGAACUUUUGA